CCCAUAAAUCAUAUAAUUAUUUCUCAUUUGUAAUUGCCCUUUGUAAAGGGCGCGCACCCACAAGUGCGCGCACCCCUACCACUAGUCUAUGCAAUGUCUGCAGCUCAUCAUUAUAGCAACCACAAUCGUCGUCAUCAUCACCACCACCAUCUCUUGUUCCUUGCCGUGUUAUUAUUACUAGUUGUCAUCCCGGCCAAAUCGGAGAAUUCUGAGGCAGAGAUUCUCUUUCGAUUUAGCAAGUCCUUGCAAAAAAAUGACGCGAUCGCUAAUUGGAAUCCAAACGUAUCGCCUUGCGAUAAAAAUACCGAUAAGCCUAAUUGGGAUAACGUUAUUUGCGAAAAUGGAUUUGUUUUCGGGUUGCAAUUGGAGAAUAAAGGGUUAGGAGGGACAAUCGAUGUGGAUGCUCUUAAAGAUUUGCCUAAUUUCAGGACUAUAAGUGUCAUGAACAAUAAUUUCGAAGGACCAUUACCGAAUUUGAGUAAACUUGCGGGGUUGAAAACGGCUUAUUUCACAAAUAACAAGUUCUCUGGACAAAUUGACAAUAGUGCUUUUGAAGGGAUGCAUUGGUUUAAAAAACUUCAUCUUGCUAACAAUCAAUUUACUGGUAAAAUCCCAUCUGUUUUGGGUCAAUUGCCUAAGCUCACAGAAUUGAGGCUUGAAAACAAUAAAUUUGAAGGUCAAAUACCUGAUUUUGUUCAAGAGAGACUUAUGGAUAUGAAUUUCUCUAACAACUCUCUUGAGGGUCCAAUUCCUCGUGGCCUUACUAGUCUCAAACCUUCAGCAUUUGAAGGUAAUGAUCUUUGUGAUGGGCCAUUGUCGAAAUGCACGAGUGAACCAAAGAUAGCUCUUUGGAAAAUUAUAUUGGUGAUUAUCGCAGUUGCAGCAGCAGUUGCAGCAAUUGUUGUUGUUAUCAUCAUUCUUCGCCAGCGCAAGCAGACUCCUGAAACCGAAACAAGACCAACACCUACACCUUCUGGAGCUGUUGCAGGGGGCGCCACUCACCAGACAAGAGCGCCCUCAGCAGCAACAGCAGAUCUAAACAAGAUGGAACAGGGCAGCCAAGUAAUGGCUGCCUCUGCUCCUGACCGUUCCCCAGAUGGAGCCGGUGGACCAAAUAAUAAUAAGAGGCCUGAAGUACAACAAGCAGUUCAGAAACUUCUAUUCUUAAAAGACGACAUUGAAAAGUUUGAUUUGCCAGAUCUAUUAAAGGCUUCAGCUGAAAUAUUGGGUAGUGGUGUAUUUGGAUCUACUUAUAAAGCUGCACUUAGCAUGGGACGUGUUAUGGUUGUCAAAAGGUUUAGGCAAAUGAAUAAUGUAGGCAAGGAAGAUUUUCAUGAACAUAUGAGAAGGCUAGGGAGGUUGAGUCAUAAAAACUUGCUUCCUGUUGUAGCUUUUUACUAUAGGAAGGAGGAAAAACUUUUGGUCUCAGAGUAUGUCAACAAUGUCAGCCUUGCAGUUCAUCUUCAUGGUAAUAAAUCGCGGAGACAACCAAACCUUGAUUGGCCAACUCGAUUAAAAAUCGUGAAGGGAGUAGCGAAAGGACUAUUGUACCUCUACAACGAGCUACCAAGCUUGACAGCACCCCACGGUCACUUGAAAUCCUCGAACGUACUUCUAAACGAGUGGUAUGAGCCCCUACUCACAGACUACGCGUUACUACCUGUAGUAAAUCUAGAACACGCUCAAGAACACAUGAUUGCUUACAAAUCACCCGAAUUCAAGCAUAGCGGUCGAAUCACUCGUAAAAACGACGUGUGGACGUUCGGAAUAUUAAUCCUCGAGAUCAUAACGGGCAAAUUCCCAUCAAAUUUCUUACAACAAGGCAAAGGAAGUGACACGGAUUUGGCCACCUGGGUACGGUCCGUGGUUAACGAGGACAUGACGGAGGUAGAUGUAUUCGAGAAGGACAUGAGGGGUACGACGAAUUCGGAGGGGGAAAUGAUGAAGUUAUUGAACAUAGCAUUGGGAUGUUGUGAUCUUGAUAUGGAAAAAAGGUUUGAUAUGAAGGAAGCAAUGGAGAGGAUUGAGGAAGUAAAAGAGAGAGAUGGGGAUGAUGAUUUUUAUUCUACAAGAGGAUUAUCUGAUGAUUAUACUCAAGUUUCUAUGAACAUUUGAAAGAGUGUUUGCAUGUAACACUUUUUUAAUUUGUUCAAAAUCAAUCAUGGUAAAUAUGAGAUGGGACUUUUAUUUUGUUUGAUUUGAAUGCAUGGUUGGGGAAGGGGGGGGCGGGGUCGUAUAUAUAUGGUCAAUGAAACCACAAAAUAAAUAAAUAUAUGAAGAAAACAAAAGAGAGAGAAAAAAAAAUGAAGUAAACUAUUUUUUGUUGUUGUGAUUCAAUUGAAGCAAGCGAACAUGUAAAUUGUCCUU
Molecule: messenger RNA, 2367 nt
Organism: Solanum dulcamara
Lineage: Eukaryota; Viridiplantae; Streptophyta; Magnoliopsida; Solanales; Solanaceae
Product: pollen receptor-like kinase 1
Exons: 3
Coding region: 94-2115 (673 amino acids)
Biological process (GO): protein phosphorylation
Molecular function (GO): protein binding; protein kinase activity; ATP binding
Source: RefSeq, a predicted model, not a curated record